Messenger RNA from Scylla paramamosain (green mud crab), 11644 nucleotides. RefSeq names its product acetyl-CoA carboxylase-like (gene ACC). The record is from RefSeq and is a predicted model, not a curated record. Gene Ontology annotation, cellular component: mitochondrion. Gene Ontology annotation, biological process: fatty acid biosynthetic process. Lineage: Eukaryota; Metazoa; Arthropoda; Malacostraca; Decapoda; Portunidae. Gene Ontology annotation, molecular function: acetyl-CoA carboxylase activity; metal ion binding; ATP binding. The transcript has 45 exons. The coding region runs from base 381 to 7550 and encodes 2389 amino acids.
CACUCGAAUUACCAUCAGCAGUGAGGUCAUGAGCGCGUAAAUGAAGCAACGACGAGGGAGAGACAGACGGAAGGUCAGUCUGUCGGGUGGUGACCGAGGAGGAGGAUGUGUAGAUGUUACUGCCGUGUCUACCUGUGAUCCACCUGUUUAAUUAGGCUUAGGCGAGUGAAGAACUGGUCAUCUCACGUCAGGCACAAAGACACACACACUUGUCAAGCAGAGACCAGACACACACACACACACACACACACACACACACACACACACACACACACACACACACACACACACACACACACACACACACACACACACAAUGCACACCCAGACAUGCCGGGACGUGUAGAGGCGGGGUCGUCGCCACACACUGAGUGGGUGGCAUGCUGGAGGAGGUAGUGACACACCUCAUAGAAGCUCUGGAACUCAUUUUGCCUGUGUUAGUGUUACAUGUAGUCCUUGGGAAGCUGCUGUUUGUGCUCCUCCCACGGCCUCGCCAGGAGCAGCAAGAGGAGGAGGAGGAGGAGGUGGAGAAGGAGGAGAAGGAGGAGGAGGAGGAGGAGGAGAAAGAAGAAAAAGUACAGUCUGAUAGAGGUGAGGUGAUCAAGUCCCCCUCCAGCCCCAGCCUGGUCACUGCCGACCAGCCCGCCAUGCCUGGGGGGGAGCAGGUGGCUCUUCGCAGCCCAGACUCCAAGGAGUUCACAGUUGCAACACCGCAGGAGUUUGUCAAGAAGUUCGGCGGCAAAAAAAUCAUCACCAGAAUUCUCAUUGCCAACAAUGGCAUUGCUGCUGUCAAGUGCAUGCGCAGUAUCCGCAAGUGGGCGUAUGAGGUGUUCAGAAAUGACCGCGCCUUCCACUUCAUUGGCAUGGUCACCCCAGAGGACCUCAAGGCUGGUGCCGAGUACAUCAAACUGGCUGACACCACAGUCUGGGUUCCUGGUGGUGCUAACAACAACAACUAUGCCAACGUGAAGCUGAUUCUUGACCUGGCGACACGUUAUGAUGUGGACGCUGUGUGGGCUGGCUGGGGGCAUGCCUCUGAGUACCCUGAGCUGCCAGCCAAACUUCACAAAAAUGGGAUUGCCUUCAUCGGUCCACCAGAGAAGGCCAUGUGGGCGCUUGGGGACAAAAUAGCCUCCAGCAUUGUGGCUCAGACAGCAGACAUCCCUACCCUUCCAUGGUCUGGCUCAGAUCUAAAGGCAGAGUUCAGUGAGGGCACCAAUGGCUCUAACCUGAAGAUCCCCCGUGACCUGUACAAGAAGGGGUGCGUGGAGACGGUGGAGGAGGCACUGGUAGCAGCUCGCAAGAUUGGCUUCCCAGUGAUGAUCAAGGCGUCUGAGGGUGGUGGCGGGAAGGGCAUCAGGAAAGUGGAGACUGAGGAUAACUUCCCUGCACUCUUCAGACAGGUUCAAGCAGAGGUGCCCGGUUCCCCCAUUUUCAUCAUGAAGCUUGCUGAGUGUGCUCGUCACCUGGAGGUUCAGAUCAUUGCUGACGUGUAUGGCAAUGCUGUGCCACUUUUUGGCCGUGAUUGCUCUGUACAGCGGCGACACCAGAAGAUCAUUGAGGAGGCGCCGUGUGUCAUCGCCAACCCUGAGGUGUUUGAGAAGAUGGAGAAGGCUGCUGUCAAGCUAGCAAGGUUAGUAGGGUACGUCAAUGCAGGGACAGUGGAGUACCUCUAUGACAAUGAUGGCAACUUUUACUUCCUGGAGCUCAACCCUCGGCUGCAGGUUGAGCAUCCCUGCACUGAGAUGAUCACCGACAUCAACCUUCCAGCUGCCCAGCUCCAGGUGGCGAUGGGAAUUCCUCUGCACCGUGUCCGCUGUGUGAGGGUUCUGUAUGGGGAGUCUCCUUGGGGUGACAAUGUGAUAGACUUUGACAACCCGAGGAAGAAACCCAUUCCCAAGGGUCACUGCAUUGCUGCGCGCAUCACCAGUGAAAACCCUGAUGAAGGGUUCAAGCCCAGCUCAGGAACAGUUCAGGAGCUCAACUUCCGGUCCAGUAAGAAUGUGUGGGGUUACUUCAGUGUGUCAGCAUCAGGUGGUCUCCAUGAGUAUGCUGACUCCCAGUUUGGCCACUGCUUCUCCUGGGGCGAGGACCGAGAGGCUGCCAGGGAGAACCUGGUGAUUGCCUUGAAGGAGUUGUCUAUCCGAGGGGACUUCCGCACCACCGUGGAGUACCUCAUCACCCUCCUGGAGACUGAAACCUUCCAACAAAACUCAAUUGACACUGGAUGGCUGGACCACCUCAUUGCUGCUCAGGUGAAGGGCAAGAAGCCAGACACAAUGCUGGCUGUGACCUGUGCUGCUGUCCUCAUUGCUGACAUCACCAUACAGGAUGCUUACAAUAACUUCUACAACUCCCUGGAAAAAGGUCAGGUGCUGCCUCUCAAGUCCCUCAACACAGUGGUGGAAGUUGACCUCAUCUCGGACUGCAUCAAGUACCAUGUGCAGGUGACCCGGUCCGGUCCCACUCAGUACUUUCUGGUCCUCAACAACGACUGUAAGAGUGUUGACUUCUACCGGAUGAGUGAUGCCGGCCUGCUGCUGUCAGUGGAUGGGGUCAGCCAUGUCACCUACCUGAAGGAUGAAGUGGAUAAGUAUCGCCUCACCAUUGGCCACCAGACGUGUGUGUUUGAGAAGGAGAAUGAUCCCACUACCCUCCGCACCUCGGCUCCAGGGAAGCUGAUCAAUUACCUUCAUGAGGAUGGCAGCCAUGUGUUCUCAGGGCAACCUUAUGCUGAGAUUGAGAGCAUGAAGAUGGUGAUGGCCUUGACAGUCACAGAAUCUGGCUGUGUGUAUCACCUGAAGCGUCCUGGAGCAGUGUUGAAUGCUGGGGACAUCAUCGCUCGAAUGGACUUGGACGACCCCUCAUUGGUGACCAAGGCUCAGCUCUACACCGAGAGCUUCCCCCCAAGCAAAACAACACUACCCAGGGAUGCUGAGAAGCUGAAUCACAUCUACCAGUCCCGCAGAGCUGUGCUGGAUAAUGUGCUGAAUGGUUACUGCCUCCCAGAUGACUACUUCACCCCAAUGGUGCGGGAGACUGUGCAGAAACUGAUGAGUGUGCUGAGGGACCCCAACCUGCCCCUCCUGGAGCUGCAGGAGGUGAUUGCCUCCAUCAGUGGCAGGAUUCCUCAGGUGGUGGAGAAGAAGAUCCGCAAAUACAUGAUGAUCUACGGCAGCAAUGUCACCUCCAUGCUGGCUCAGUUCCCAUCCCCAGAGAUAGCCAGUGCUGUGGACAGCCAUGCUGCAUCACUGCAGAAGAAGGACAGGGAUGUGUUCUUUGUCACCACGCAGGGGUUGGUGCAGCUCUGCCAAAGGUACAAGAAGGGCAGUCGUGGCCGCAUGACCCAGGUGGUGCUGGAGCUUCUCAAACACUACCUGCUGGUGGAGACACAGUUCCAGCAUGGUUCAUAUGAUAAGUGUGUCCAUGCACUGAGGGAGCGGUACAAGGAAGACAUCACCAUCAUCCUGGGCACCUUGCUCUCACACGCCCAGGUUGCCAAGAAGAAUCAGAUGGUGAUCCUCCUCAUUGAGCAUCUGUGUGGCCACGAGCCAGGCCUCACCGAUGACCUGUCGUCCAUCCUGGAGCAACUCACCAAACUCAACAGCUCCCAGCACUCCCGUGUGGCCCUCAGGGCUCGCCAGGUCCUCAUCGCAGCACACCAGCCAGCCUAUGAGCUCCGCUACAAUCAAAUGGAGUCAAUCUUCCUUCCAGCAAUAGACAUGUACGGACACUCAUUCCAUCCAGAGAAUCUUCAGAAACUGAUCCUCUCAGAGACUUCCAUCUUUGAUGUGCUUCAUGCCUUCUUCUACCAUUCUAAUGUUGCUGUUCGGAUGGCCAGUCUGGAGGUUUACGUGCGCCGUGCGUACAUCAGCUAUGAAUUGACCUGCCUGCGCCACAAGGAACUGUACGGUGGAGUGUGUGUGGUAUUCUUCAAGUUCCUGCUCCCAUCUUCACAUCCCAACAGGAUUCCCCACAACAAGAUGUGGAGCACCCUGGAGUACUCGGACCCCCAUCACACCCCCAUUGACCCGCCCACCAACCUGGAGAACUGCCAGCGGAUGGGCAUCAUGGCGGCAUUUAAGACCUUCGAGGAGUUUGAGAUCUACUUCAGUGACCUCAUGAACUUCUUCCAGCCAUGUGAUCCUUCAGGUCUGGAGGGAGAGAUGAGCCCACAGGAACUCCUCUCAGGCUCCAUCAAGCUUGGCUCCUCCUUCAAGGAUUUCAUGGGAGAAAUCAAGGAGGCCAAGGACCCCAUACACAUCAUGAACAUAGGCAUCAGCAUGGAGGAGGAGAAGGACGACAGUGAGCUCAGCGAACAAUUUGCUGUGUUCUGUGCCAGCAAGAAGAAGGAGUUCAAGGAUGCUGGCAUCAGGCGCAUCACAAUGGUGGUGUUCUACAAGCAGCAGUUCCCUCGCUACUUCACCUACAGGGCGAGGGAUGAGUUCCAGGAAGAUCGCAUCUAUCGUCACCUGGAGCCUGCCUUGGCCUUCCAGUUGGAGAUCAACCGCCUGCGCACCUAUGACCUGGAGGCCCUUCCCACUGCCAACAGGAAAAUGCACCUCUACCUUGCCAAAGCUAAGGUUGCAGAUGGACAGGAGGUGACAGAUUUCCGCUUCUUCAUCCGGUCGAUCAUCCGUCACUCCGACCUGAUCACCAAGGAGGCGUCUUUUGAGUACCUGGAGAAGGAGGGGGAGAAGUUGCUGCUGGAGGCCAUGGAUGAGCUGGAGGUGGCCUUCUCUCACUCCCUGGCAAAGAGAACAGAUUGCAACCAUGUGUUCCUCAACUUUGUCCCAACAGUCAUCAUGAAUCCAUCCAAGAUUGAGGACUCCAUUCGUUCCAUAGUCAAUCGGUAUGGACGCCGGUUGUGGAGUCUACGAGUGCUUCAGGCAGAGAUUAAGAUGACCAUCCGUCAGACACCAAACAGCAAGACAAUCCCCAUUCGUCUCACACUGUCCAAUGAGUCUGGCUACUUCCUGGACAUGCAUCUGUACCGGGAGAUCACCGAUAAGCUAACAGGACAGGUCAAAUUUAGCGAGUAUAAGAUAGACCCAGCCAGCCGGCCAGCAAAUUACAGCAACUGGCAGCGCUACACCUGGUCCUCCCGGGGUGUGUUCAGUUUUAAUUUGAAGGGUUUUGGGAUCCGCCAAGGUCCUCUUCACGGCUUGCCCAUCUCCACACCUUACAUGACCAAGGACUACCUGCAGUUGAAGAGAUUCCAGGCACAGAAGAACGGCACAACCUACGUGUAUGAUUUUCCUGAGAUGUUCCGUCAGGCCCUUGAGAGAGAGUGGGAGAAACAUCUGAAGGAGAGAGGUGAGAGUGAAGAUAUUCCAGAGCACCUGAUCAGUUUGGUGGAGUUAGUGCUGGACCAAGAUGAUCAGCUGGUGGAGGAAAAAAGGCUGCCUGGAGAGAACAAUAUUGGCAUGGUGGCAUGGCGCAUGACUCUCCACACCCCGGAGUACCCAGACGGCAGGGACAUCAUCGUCAUCUGCAAUGACAUCACCUACCAGAUUGGCUCCUUUGGUCCCCAAGAGGACAUUCUCUUCCUCAAGGCAUCCCAGUUAGCACGGCAGCUCAGGAUCCCAAGGAUUUACAUUGCGGCAAAUUCUGGUGCCCGCAUUGGGCUGGCUGAGGAGAUCAAGCACAUGUUCAAGGUGGCGUGGGAAGACCCAGCUGAACCCGACAAAGGAUUCAAGUACCUUUACCUGACACCAGAAGACUACAAGAAGGUCUCCACCCUUGAUUCUAUCUACUGUGAACUGAUAGAUGAUGAGGACAAUGCACACUACAAGAUCAACCACAUCAUAGGUAAGGAUGAUGGCAUUGGCGUGGAGAACCUGCAGCACUCGGGUAUGAUUGCCGGAGAGACGUCCCAGGCCUACAAUGAGAUUGUGACCUUCUCCUUGGUGACAUGCCGUGCCAUUGGCAUCGGGGCUUACCUGGUGAGGCUCGGCCAGCGUGUGGUGCAGGUGGAGUCAUCGCACAUCAUCCUCACAGGCUUCAGUGCACUCAAUAAGCUGCUGGGACGGGAGGUGUACAGCAGCAACUCUCAGCUGGGCGGUGUGGAGAUCAUGCACAAGAACGGCAUCUCACACGCUGUGGCACCCAAUGACCUGGAGGGCAUCCACACCAUCCUGAACUGGCUUUCCUUUGUCCCCAAGACCAAGGAGUCACCACUACCAAUCCUGGAGCCAGUGGACCCCAUCGAGAGAGUAGUUAGCUUCAUGCCGGGCCGAGCACCAUAUGACCCUCGCUGGCUGUUGGCUGGACGACCCAACCCUAACAACCCAAACGACUGGGAGAGUGGCUUCUUUGACAAAGGCUCAUUCCAGGAAAUUAUGGAGCCAUGGGCGCAGACUGUGGUGUGUGGGCGGGCCAGGCUGGGUGGCAUCCCCAUGGGUGUUAUCUGUGUGGAGACUCGCACUGUGGAGUUCAACCUUCUGGCUGAUCCUGCCAACCUAGACUCUGAGGCCAAGACGGUAUCCCAGGCGGGCCAGGUGUGGUUUCCUGACUCAGCUUACAAGACAUCCCAGGCCAUCCGUGACCUGAAUCAUGAACACCUGCCACUCAUCAUCUUUGCUAACUGGAGAGGCUUCUCUGGUGGCAUGAAAGACAUGUAUGAGCAGGUGAUCAAGUUUGGGGCGUACAUUGUGGAUGCAUUGAGGGAGUACAGUCAACCCAUCCUAGUGUACAUUCCUCCCUAUGCUGAACUGAGAGGGGGUGCUUGGGUGGUAAUUGACCCAACCAUUAACCAGCGACACAUGGAGAUGUAUGCAGACCCCUUGUCCAGAGGAGGUGUGCUGGAACCUGAGGGUACUGUGGAGAUCAAGUUUAAGAUGAAGGACAUAGUGAAGGCAAUGUCCCGCCUUGACCCAACCAUCCACCAGCUGAACAGAGCACUCACUGUGCCAUACCUGCCAGAGGACCAACAGGCUGACAUCAGGAAACGCAUUAAGGAGAGACAGGAGCUGCUUCUUCCUAUGUAUCAUCAGGUGGCAGUGACAUUUGCAGAUCUCCACGACACACCCGUCAGGAUGCAGGAGAAAGGGGUGAUCCAGGGGGUGGUGCCGUGGUCCCAGAGCCGCAGGAUUCUUUACUGGAGGCUGAGGAGGCUGCUGGCAGAGGACAGGGUGAAGAAGGAGAUCAGGAAGGUGCAGCAGGACUUCUCAGAUGGACAAAUUGAUGCCAUGUUGAGGAGAUGGUUUUUUGAGGAAAAGGGAUCUGUGGAGAGUUACCUGUGGGACAAUGACCGGGUGGUUGCCGAGUGGGUGGAGCACCAGAUGGAAGUGUGUGGCAACAGGGAGGAAGGGAACAUCUCAUACAUCCAAGAGAAUCUGCAGAUCAUCAGGAGAGAUAAUGCCAUCUCCCAAGUGAAGGAGGUGGUAAAGGAGUUCCCUGAGAUUGCUGUAGACACCAUCGUUCACAUCAUCCGCCGCAUGUCCCCAUCACAGCGCUCAGAAACCCUGCGCACCCUCAACACCAUGGACCUGGUGAACCAGAAGAGUGAGCCAGUCACCACACCAGACCCCCAGGAAAACUCCAACUGACCCGCAGACUGGCGCUGGGGAAGCCACCUCUAACACCACCAUGCCCCCCGCGUCUCAUGCAUACACACACACACACACACACACACACACACACACACACACACACACACACACACACACACACACACACACACACACACACACACACACACACACACACACACACACACACACCUACCACUAAGCAUGCCAACAAUCUGAAUAUAACAGAGCACACCAGGUUAACACUGCUGCAGCUGAGGACAGGAUACACUUAGUCCCUGAUAAAGGACAAAGUACAUCCUUUCCAAUUUUUUCAUGUGUAGUUUCCAGUAAGUUAGCAGUAAAGUACAUUUUGUAAAUACAUUCAGAAGGAUGAGUCAAGUUCUUAUCCACUUGGGGAGUUUGUAAUGCUCAUUAACUAUUGUUAUCAACCUCUUCUUUCAUAUGAAUUAUAAACAUUCUUUUGUAUAUGUAUGAGAAAAUUCUGAACUGCUUUGUCUCUAUUGAUGAAGUGAACCUUAAUUCCUUCCAUCUAAAUAUAUGAAGCAGGUAUGUGCUUUAUAAUCUGAGGUGAAUGAUAAAAUUUUGACUUGUUCAUCUCUAUAUAGAUGAAAUGAACCAUAAUUCCUUCCAUCUUAAUAUAAUCUCUCUGAACAAAGCCAAUACUUUUAUACAGUUUUUUAAUCAUUGAGAGAAGAGAUUCAGAGUUAAGGGAUGACAGAAGGCAAAGCAUCACCAAAGAGCAGGCAAGACUAGAAUACGUCGUUAGAUCCUUUGUCGUUGUCACGGGAAUGAUCUUCAUGCUUCUGAGUGCUGCAUGGGAUAGUUUGUCAUGCAGGGAAAGACACACCUCUGAAAAAAUUUAGUGUCACAGUUUUUUUUUGUUGCAGUGUGGAGAUUUACCUUGCUUAAAUGUGGUGCUCUGGUGUGCAGAGAGAAAAUCUGAGUUCAUUUGAGAGGGAAAAUAUAUUGUCAGAUGUACUAUGGAGGACUAGGAAGCUGAUGAUGUCCAGUGAGCAGUUGAGAUGCUGUGUUUAUUUUUCUACCUUUGAAAUUAAUUUGCUCUUUUAGUACAUAGUUUAUCAUUAUAUUUGAAAGUUAUAUUUGUUGAUUUAAUGAGCAAAAAAAUCUUUUGCUUACAUCACAAUGAAAUAACCCAUUGUAAUUUCACCCACUUGUUUUCAUAUUACAAAGCAUCUUCACGUUUUUCUUUUAGUUGACAAAGUCUCAUCUGCAAAUGGUAAUCUGUCUUUGCUUAGUAUUGUCUGUAUAAUCAUGCUCAGUUGUAUUGAUUUCCUUCUUCCCAAGACUUUGUUCAUAAGUGCCCAGAUACUCGUAUUUUUUAGUGCAUUACUUUCCGUUCCCCAAAUAUUACUCUACCUCAUUGAUGAACAGAUUGUUUUGUUGGUGCAUCACUCAAGACUGCUUAGAUGUCAGAAAUUGCAUGAGCCACAGAAAGACUUAUUGCUUUAAUUUUGCUUCCACUUUAUUUUUAUUUAUUACUGUUCUUUGUGUGUGUAUAAUGCUUAUUAAAAGUGUGUGUGAGUCAGUAUGAUGCAUGAAAGUCAGACAUUUCACUACUGCAGCUUGAUUCCUUGCCACAGUGCUUUAAGGCAAACAUUGAAAUGAGAUAGCAUUUGAAGAGAAUUCAAUUGUGAGUAGUGUGUAUUGACUCUUAAGCUUAUGUAUGUACCAGUUAUGUGUCUGUUACUUGUGUGGCAUGUGAGAUGGUGCGGCAAGAGACCAGUGUUCAUCCAUUAAUACCACUAUAAUCAUUACAUCACAGUCAUAGUCAUUACCACACCACCAUCACCAUCAGUUUCAACGCUUACAAAGUAAAUUUCCCCCUUGAACAUUCCCCAUGCAAAACUUUUCCACAAAACUAGUACACCAUGAUAGGUUAUCAUGGGGUAAUUUAUGAUUUAUCAUGGGGUAAUUGUAAUUGUUUGGGGUUAAGAGGAGGAAUCUUCAGGGAUGGAAGUGUUCCAACAACUGUAGCAGCACAGUAUUAUAUGUACUGUCUUCUGCUCAUCACUCUCAGAUCCAUUUUUAUGUAUGUGUAAUAUGAUCUUCCUCUUGCUUGUGGAAGUUAUAAGAUACUGUUUGUCAUGUUUUAAUGUGUUGCAGCUUAUAGUGUUGGAGUGUAGGUUGAUUAAUUAAUUGAGGAUAAGGAGAAAAGUGAAAGGCAUCUUUUAUCCUGUGAAUCUUGAAAUUAUGGAAGCAUUAAUUGUCUUGUGAUGUGAGAGGUGGCUUGUUUAGGGGCAAUGUAAGCACAGUCAUGAUUAGAGAUCAAGUCACUUGCAUCUACUACCAUCAUGUUUUGUCUUUUCCCAUCUUAAGUUCUGUGACCUGUCAAAAAUCUCAAUUAAUCUGAGAGGUGACUGAUUGUUAGUAGAUCAGCGGACUUCGGAUUGGGUGAAAUACAGAACACAGUUGUAGUAAAUGCAGGUUACUUACUCCAGACAUUGAUUGUACACACAUAGGCGAAACACAGGUGUGAAGGUUCAUAGUCAAAGGCUGGUUUUUCAGUCUAUGAAUGAUAAAUGUUUUUCCUCCCUGAACUGCAACCAGAUGAUGUUGAUGGAUGAUAAUUUUAUGUCAGUUUUUAUUUGUAAAAUUAUGUGUUUGUGAAAUAUGAUUGUCUCUUAUGAUUGAUACUUUUUGACUACAAAUCAGGGAAGGAUUUGAAGUUAUAAUCUAAUUACCAAAUGACACUUAUGCAUUCAUAGUUUAGAAACAAAAUAGUUAGACAUGCACCAUUUUUGCAAUAUUUUUAGAAUGAGUAGCAUGUGUUCUUGCUAAUAAUUAAUGUACAAGGCAGAUUAAAUCUUCUGCACAUUGCUAGAUAAAAUUUAACAUGAACUAUUUUCAUUAUGGUGUCCUGGGAAUAUUUUAAAAGUGAUGAACGGAUUUGUCAGUGCUGGUGGUGAGAAUUUAAAAGAAUUGUAUUGUAUGAAUUAAACAUUGAAUUUGUGUGAGGUUUGAACACUGAACUGGCAACUGACUAUGGCACUAAGACAUUUAUGUUUGUCAGGUAAUCUGAAGCUAACCUAAAGAGAACCUAACUUUAUACUACAUGAAUAGUGUGAAGCUUUGAAUAAAAUGACUGUGUUAUAUUAGGUGGAUUAUGACACUUGCAUGGAAAGGAUGUAAUUGUUUAUAUUAGAUGAAUAAUCUGAAACUUGAAUGAAAACUACAUUGGUAACAUUAUAUUAGAAGAAUAAGCUAAAGUUUUUAUAGAGUGUAACUAUUUAUAUUGGUGAAUAAUUUGAAAUUUAGAGAAGAAAUCAUGAAACUAUAUUAUGUAUCAGUGAAUAAUUGGAAGCUUGUAUAAAAAAACUUCAUAUUAGGUCUGAAGCAUAGAAGGUGCAGCAGUUGCCAAGAAAUUCACAAUAAGUAGUAUUGGUUUAAGAUGAUAAACAAUUAUUAUUAUGCUGGUUUAGGGACAGUUGUGUUGUGCAUUAAUUCCUUAUUAUAAUAGUGUUGACUGGCCUGAGUUACCAGUGUAAUGAUGUAGCAAUGCAAUGUAUUUAUGAUGAAUCCUUAAUAUUGGGUGAUGUGAUUUUAAAUUUGUGUUAGAUUUGUUUGUCUUUUGUGUCAUGAGGUGCUUGUUACUGUUCAUUGACUGAGAAAGAAAAAUCAUAUGUAUAUUUAGGCAUCUGAAAGUUUUAUAUAGAGAAUUAUUCAGAGCACAAAUAAGUUUAUAGCAAUGAAUUAAGUGAUGGUAGUUAUGAGAGAGAGAGAGAGAGAGAGAGAGAGAGAGAGAGAGAGAGGUUCAUAUGAUUUGAAUGAUAAAGUGAGUGUGCAGGGGUGAGAGAGAUUGGGAAUGAAUGGCAAUAGGAAAAUUUGGAAAAGUUUGUGUGGGCAAGUUUUGUGCAAAGAUAUGUUGAAGUAGUUAUAUCCUAAUGUAUAAUGAAGACUUUGGGAAGUGAAGAGUGGGUAUGGAGGAAAAUGAGGAGCAGGAAUGACAUGACAGUUAUGGCUGGAACAAUACUAGUGUUUGUAAGGCAAUACAACUCAUCACUUGUAAUAAUCACAAAGGUCUUAUUUUUCUGUACUUUCACCAUGUAGAUUGUGAAGUAUUUAGGAGAAAUAAAUAUUUGUCAUAAAAA